AUGGAACCUCCAAAGCUAGAAGAAAUAAGCCACCCACCAAUGGACCAACUUCAUGGCUUAGAGUACUGUAUAGAUUCAAACCCUUCCUGGUUGGAGUCAAUAGUUCUGGGUUUCCAGCAUUAUGUUUUAUCUUUAGGAACUGCAGUGAUGAUUCCUUCAUUUCUUGUGCCUUUGAUGGGUGGAACUGAUGGGGAUAAAGUUAGGGUGAUACAAAUUCUGCUUUUUGUACAAGGGAUUAAUACACUUUUGCAGACACUAUUUGGAACCCGGUUACCAACAGUGAUGGGAGGGUCUUAUGCAUUCAUGGUCCCAAUUAUUUCCAUUAUUCAUGAUUCCUCAUUGGCCUCAAUAGAAGACCCACAUUUGAGAUUUGUUAACACUAUGAGAGCAGUUCAAGGUGCAAUGAUAGUAGCAUCAAGCAUACAAAUUAUUUUGGGCUUUAGUCAAUUAUGGGCCAUUUGUUCUAGGUUUUUCAGUCCACUUGGAAUGGUUCCAGUAAUUGCAUUAUCUGGUUUCGGGUUAUUUAAUCGAGGGUUCCCUGUGGUUGGACAUUGCGUUGAAAUUGGAAUUCCAAUGUUAAUUCUGUUUGUAGUCUUCUCUCAGUACUUGAAAAACUUUAAUGCAAGACAACUACCAAUAUUUGAGAGAUUUGCUUUGCUUAUAUCAACCACAAUGAUAUGGGCCUAUGCACAUCUCUUAACAGAAAGCGGAGCUUACAAACACAGGCCAGACUUAACACAACAUAAUUGUAGAACUGACAGAGCCAACCUCAUUUCCUCUGCUCCAUGGAUAAAGAUUCCAUACCCUAUUGAGUGGGGGGCUCCUACAUUUGAUAUCGGUCAUGCUUUUGGCAUGAUGGCUGCUGUUUUAGUUUCAUUAAUUGAGUCAACUGGAGCAUAUAAAGCUGCAUCGCGGCUAGCAAGUGCAACACCGCCUCCUCCUCAUGUUCUGAGCCGCGGUGUUGGCUGGCAGGGAAUCGGAAUCUUGCUGAAUGGACUAUUUGGAACACUAACUGGUCCAACAGUUUCUGUAGAGAAUGUAGGGCUUCUAGGAAGCACUCGUGUUGGAAGUCGAAGGGUCGUUCAAAUUUCAGCUGGAUUUAUGAUAUUCUUCUCAAUGUUGGGAAAAUUCGGUGCUUUUUUUGCAUCAAUACCCUUCCCGAUUUUCGCUGCUAUGUACUGUGUCCUGUUUGGUCUUGUUGCAUCUGUAGGGCUAUCAUUUUUGCAGUUUACUAACAUGAACUCAAUGAGGAACCUCUUUAUUACAGGCGUUGCCCUUUUCUUGGGUUUUUCCAUUCCUGAGUAUUUCAGAGAAUUCACUUCCAAGGCCCUUCAUGGUCCUACUCACACAAGUGCUAGAUGGUUCAAUGAUUUUCUCAACACGAUCUUCUUCUCGUCCUCAACUGUUGCGUUUAUCGUUGCUGUGUUCUUGGACAACACUCUUGAUUACAAACAUAGCUCCAAAGAUCGGGGUAUGCCAUGGUGGACCAAGUUUAGAACAUUUAACGGAGAUACCAGGAAUGAAGAGUUCUACACCCUCCCUUUCAACCUCCACCGGUUUUUCCCACCGUCUUAA
Molecule: messenger RNA, 1575 nt
Organism: Lathyrus sativus (Indian pea)
Lineage: Eukaryota; Viridiplantae; Streptophyta; Magnoliopsida; Fabales; Fabaceae
Source: the annotation of a GenBank genome assembly